This is a messenger RNA of Actinia tenebrosa (Australian red waratah sea anemone), 1764 nucleotides long. RefSeq lists its product as uncharacterized. Gene Ontology annotation, cellular component: nucleolus; cytoplasm. Gene Ontology annotation, molecular function: mRNA binding. NCBI's taxonomy places the organism in Eukaryota, Metazoa, Cnidaria, Anthozoa, Actiniaria, Actiniidae. The record is from RefSeq and is a predicted model, not a curated record. Gene Ontology annotation, biological process: nuclear-transcribed mRNA catabolic process, nonsense-mediated decay; positive regulation of translation.
AUAACAGAGGAUCCAAGAUGGCUGCCUGUCGUUGUUCAGGAGAGUUUGUUUGAUGGCGAGAAAGAUGGGCAAACCUGACGUGGAAAAAGCGAAAGUGUCCUCUAAAAUCAAGAAGGAAAAGAGUCUUUUCUCGACUAAGGUAGUGCUACGAAGGCUACCACCUUCAUUGAAAGAGGAAAAUUUGAAGGAGUGCAUGGGCUCUAUACCAGAAUAUGAUUUUUUCUAUUUUGUUGAGGGUCAGAUGAGCUUUGGUCCAGCUCUUUUUUCAAGAGCCUAUAUUAAUUUCAAAAACCCUGGUGACAUAAUUAAGUUCCGAGAUGAAUUUGAUGGCUAUGUGUUUACAGAUGAAAGAGGUCAGUCAUAUCCAGCUGUAGUUGAGUAUGCCCCAUACCAAGGAAUACCCAAGAAGAAGAGCAGAAGGGACCUAAAGUGCAGCACUAUUGAACAAGAUAAGGACUACUUGGCUUUCCUUGCAUCUCUUGAAGAAGAAGUAAAGCCUUUACCCAGCAUUGAGACUCACUUGGAGGAACUCGAAUCUCGUAAAGAAAAUGUUGAAAAGAAAAGCACACCACUUCUGGAAUACUUGAAAAUGAAGCGCAUAAAUAGAGGAGGUUCAAGACUUGGUUUAGGGAAAAAGAGACAUGAUAAGGAUGAGACACCAAAGACUUUGAAGAAGAAUGUCUCAACAAGUAAGGACACCAAGAAUGUACCAAGAGAAGAGAAAAAUAAGGAAUCGAAGAGGACGGAUAAUCGUGACUCUGGUCGUCGAGAUCAAAAUAGGAGAGACGAGAAUAAGAAACAAGGGAAGGAUAGUAAGGUCUCUUCCUCUGAUAAAGAUGGAAAACAACAAAGAUAUCCCAGAGAACGAGCAGACAAAAGCACUCCAGAUUUGUCUCGUUCAAGCAGUCGCGCCGACGACAGACGAGGGAACCGUCAAGACAGACGUGAUGGUGCGGACUCCAAAGGACGCAACGAGCGAGUCCGAAGGUAUAACGAUAAAUAUUCGGAUGCGGAUCGACGACGCGACAACCGACCGAGCAGUCACAGAGAUUCUCAGGGUUCAUUCAGAGAGGAAAAUACAGCCAAGGGCAAGGAUAAGGAAAAAGAGGAAAGCACGAAAACUAAGAAGGUUGAGGCGGAGAGAAAAGACCAGGCUCAUAGUCGCGGUGCAGCGGAGAAAACGAACCGCAAACAGGAGAAAAGAGAAAGCGAAAGAGAGAAGGAAUUGAGUCGCUUAAAGAACAAGGAUCGACCAGAUAGGGCUAUCUACCAACCACGCCCUCGACCACCUCGAUCUGAUGCGGAUCAACAAGAAAAAGCAAAGGAUACCAAGACCAGUCCUGACAAAGGAAAAGACGCUGUCCCCAAGGAGAAAGACCAGGAAAAUCCAAGGAAAGAGAGCAGGGAGCGUGACGUAAAAGACAAACCUCGUGACAGGAACCGUGACAGAGAGCGUGACAGACGUAGCGAUAGAGAGCGCGAAAAAGAUCGUGACAGGGAUCGUGAUAAGGCAGAUCGAAGGGAGCGUGAUCGUGAACGAGGAAGGAGAAAAGACCGGGAUCGGCCGCCGAAAGAACAAAAGAAUACAGCAGAAGAAGGCUCUUCAAAUAAGAACGACAGUGGUGCUGUCAAGAAGAGUUGAAAAAAAGUUCAAAAAAUGUAAACUGAAAGCCUAUUCAUUGAUUUUUGUCUCGUUAGUUUGGGUUACUGUAUAUAAAUUCUAACAGAAUAUGAAUAAAAUAAAUACAAUCAUGAUUGCUCAUG